AUGAUUGUCUGGAACUAUCGCUGCGAUCGAUUGGGUGAUGACGAUGGAUGUGACAUCGACAGCGUGAUAUGGGUAGUACUGUAUACGCGGCGCAAGCUUGUUCGUCGCGUGAUUGCCAGUGACGACGAUGAGAGUGACAUUGCCAGUGAUGAUGGGGCGGGUAAGAGUAAGUCGAAAGCUGCCGGACUUUUCAACGACUCUGAGAGCGAAAUGAGUGGCUCGCAGCAGGAAAGGUAUGCGCACUCCCGAAUGUAG
Messenger RNA from Sphaeroforma arctica JP610, 255 nucleotides. RefSeq lists its product as hypothetical. The record is from RefSeq and is a predicted model, not a curated record. Lineage: Eukaryota; Ichthyosporea; Ichthyophonida. Bases 1 to 255 code for a protein of 84 amino acids. The transcript is spliced from 2 exons.